UUGCCGCAAAAAUUUAUAAGUAAUAAACAGAGAAUUUGUUUAUGUUUGUGUUGUAAGUUAACAACCUAAAUGGAACAGGAAACGGUCUUGGCGAUAACUUUCGACGAGCUGGAAUGCAUUGACCAGGACGAUGUAAACCUUCUGGUGGACAUAGACACCGCUUUAAGGAUCUCCAAAGAAUCAUUGCAGGAGACUCAAAUUGUGGACGUUUUGAGUUUGUGGCUAAAGAAGCUACUGCGCGCCUAUGUCAAAGAAAAUGUCUGCUGCCAGAUGGUUUUUCUAGAGUUAAAGGAUUGGGCCCAAGAGAUGAUUGGAGCUGGCGGAGAUUUGGUGGUGGUAUUGAAUGAAGCUCGUGAUUUUCUUGUAUCAAUUAAGGAAGAAUUGAUCAAUUCCAGCGAAUCGCAAACACAGGCUACCUCAAACUUUCUACUAGCUUUAGUCCUGGGCGUAUUGGAUGAGGAAAGGGCAAUUGAACGUAGAGAUGAUAUUCCAUUGGCCAUGGAUUUGCACUUAAAUGUGCUAUCAUUGUUGCAAGGGACUACCAUUACACCCAAAUCACCUUCAAUGCAUUUAUUACCAGUGGUGCAGCAAUUGAAUACUAUAUCGGGUUUCUUAAGCUCUAGAAUUACCUAUUUGGAGGCAUUUAUCCGAACCAGCCAGACAAUGACCAAACUCUGUUUGGAUUACAAAAAUCAUAUGAAUUCUGAACAAACCAUGCCCGAGUACCUGAAGGAAACAAUUUUGCAUUUAUGUGAUACAAUAAUCAAUCAUUAUGAAACCAUCUAUAUGGAAGAAUCCCUUACAGUUCCAUUGAAGAAGAUAGAAGAAUAUCUACAAGUAACUCAACAAUAUUUUUCUAUGCUUAUAAAAAUGUUUCAAACGGGUAUAAACCCCAAAGAUAAUGCCGUUCUAGAUACCCUAAUUGAAUUGUUAAUGGGUGGCGAAAGAAAACCCUUGCAUGAUUUGGGUAAGGAUCUGAAUCGACUUUUGGCUGAAUAUGUGCGUCCCUGUAACUUACGACUAUAUGAAAUUGUCUAUAAACUGGAUAGCUUUCAGAAGCAUCUUAUUGAUUCUUUAAAUGAUCCCGAGGACAGAGAUAUUGAUUAUUUUAAUCUUUGCUUGGAUUUUAUACAUGUUAUCAUAAUAGAUGAUACAAAAAUUACUGCAUCAACCUGCCAAACAUUACAAAAUAUAUUUGAAUAUAUGUUUAAGGAUUCACGUAAUUUUGUAAUAGCCGAUCGUUAUGAUCAUAUAAUCGAGGCUUAUGGAAGUCUUUUAUAUAUAAUCGAUUAUGAACAACUACAAAAUUAUUUUUUGUUUACAUUAUUUCAAAAUACUUUGAUUAUGUCACAAGUCUGCGGCGAUAUAUUAAACAUAUGUUUUCGUUUGCAAAAAUGGACCAGAAAUUCUUUGGCAGAGGCUCUAAACUAUUGGGAAGCAAUGAAUAACUCUUAUGCAAUGUGCUCACAAAAUGUUAGCCGUUGGCAAGUUAAACGUUUGCUCAAAUACUUUCAAGGACUAAUGCACAAGCAGGACACUCCUGAACAGCAGAUACUAGGGCGUGUGCUAAGUAUCAAAGAUGAAGCUCUAAAUCGCCUUAGUUUACACUACGAGCUGGUAAACCACUUGCAAGAAAUGGCUGACAGACAAGUGCAGUGUCCAAAAUGGUUUCAGCAAUCCCUCGAUGUAAGCCGUCAGUGUCUUAGCAUGGACAAUUCUACUGCAUUUGUCAAUGCUUAUUUUAGUUUAGCUUUGGCCCAGCAACAACAGGCCACAAAAUUACUUAUCCUAAGAGGCUUAAAUCCCAAGGCAAUUGGUUGUAAAACGUGGCAGGCCCAAAAGUUUCUAUUCAACUGCCAGCAGAGUCAUGAUGUUCAACUCAAGGCCUUCAGUUCACCUUACGGCCUACUGCCAGAACUUUCAGCUUUACUAGAGCUAGAGAGGAGCAAAGAGUUUAAACUGGAUCCUAAUCCAGAGAGAUUUGAGCAUGUCUUUACUAAUUUUCUUUAUAAGCCACGCCAGCAUAAUUGUAAUCUGAAACGUAAGAUUUCAAAUGAUGAAAGUGAAUUGAAACAAUUAAUUGAACAACUCUGUGUAAACUCUCAACAAUUAAAAGACUAUGCAAGUCAAUUGGAUGCUUUGGAUUUAGAAAAUGUCAAAAAGAUUAUUAACAAUCUAAAGAGCAUUGAUUCGUCCUUGAACUGAAUACAUAUGAUUAAAACAAAA
Molecule: messenger RNA, 2226 nt
Organism: Drosophila willistoni
Lineage: Eukaryota; Metazoa; Arthropoda; Insecta; Diptera; Drosophilidae
Exons: 10
Coding region: 70-2205 (711 amino acids)
Source: RefSeq, a predicted model, not a curated record